UUUGUGGGGCAGUCCUGGCUGCUGUUUGAGAGAAGGAGGUUGUGUGCCUGGCUGCCUGCAGUUGCUUGUCUGGGAGUCAGUGGUUGUUACAUUCUAUCCAGCGAGCGCACCGUAUACAAUGUGAGAUGAAAGUUCCACGCUGAACACUGACCAUCAUUGUGGGAUCACUGAUAGAACGUGUGGCGUGGAUUGCGUACCUUCGAUAGAACGUGGAGUGGUUACCUUCAGAACUGAAGAAUGAUGGCUGCUGGGAAAUUUGCCAGUUUCCAUAGAAAUGUGCAAACCAACCAUCAGUUCCCACUGGCAUCUUCAAUGGAUCUUCUCAGCAGCAAAUCUCCGCUUGGUGAGCGACGCUCUAACGCUUUUCAAGAUGUAUGCAUCCACGGCACUCUGCCACGGAAAAAGAAAGACAGGAUCCCCAUCAGAUCCAGUGACACGUUCAGUCAUAUGGGAACUUUGCCACACUCCAAGUCACACAGAAUGCCUACCCGAUUAAUGCAAGAUACUAUUGAGGAGUACCCAUUUCAGGAGAGACGGAGAGGAGUGUUUAGCACAAGAGAACACAAUAUUCUGGAUCCAACCAUGGAAUAUGUUAAGUUCUCUAAAGAUCGGUAUAUUAUGGAUGGGGGAACACCAGACAAGCUCAAGAAAGAAUUAGAGGAAGAGUUAAAGUUGAGCAGCGAAGAUUUACGGAGUCAUGCUUGGUACCACAGUCGUAUUCCACGUCAGGUGUCUGAAAGCCUCGUGAAGAGAGAUGGAGAUUUUCUGAUACGGGAUUCUUUGUCAAGCCCUGGAAAUUUUGUACUUACUUGUCAGUGGAAAAAUUUCUCCCAGCAUUUCAAAAUAAAUAAAGUAGUCAUCAGGCUCAAUGAAGCUUACAGUCGUAUUCAGUACCAGUUUGAACACGAAUGCUUUGACAAUGUUCCUGCAUUAGUUAGAUUUUAUGUGGGGAACCGUAAACCGGUGUCACAACAGAGUGGGGCUAUUAUAUUCCAACCUAUUAACCGAACUGUUCCCCUGAGGUGCAUAGAGGAGAAGUAUGGGACCUCCCCCAUCAGACACCUGGAAAUGGGAGCUCUGGAUGGAAAAUCCGAAAUUCCAAAGAGGCUGAGUUUAAACAUAGGACAUGCACUGUCGCCGGACCUCACCCCAAUCAGAUGCAAUCUACUGAGAAAUAAAGAAAAAAGUGGGAGCCACCCCGCUUGCCUGGAUAAUAUGCAAGAGAAGCGACGACCGCUAAAGGCCCAUCAGUCAGAAAGCUACCUGCCGAUAGGAUCUCGACAUCAAUACAUGUCACCAGGAGUGGAUGGAAAGUUAUCGCCCACACCACACGUCUUCAGGACAGGAAGUGAGCCUACUUUAAGCCCCACAGAAAUUAAAAGGUUCAGCAAUGAGGGCCACUCGGCUGAAGCACUACGAGGAUCAGACAGCCAGCUGUGCCCAAGGCCGCCUCCGAAACCCAGCAAGGCACCGCACAUGAAGCAGCCACAGUCUCCAACAGUUUGGCAGAAUUCAGAGGCAAACUACUGUGAACUGCAUCCUAACCCUCCUGAGGAUUGCACAUGGGUUAAGAUACCCUCUGCAAGGAACAGUUUUGUUGAAAGUCAGAGACCAGAUGACGAGGAAACCUUGUCUUUUAGUAACUCUGAGAGUAGUUUCCCAGCUUUGGAAGACAAUGUAUCUCAGUGCUCAGCUGCAGACCUCGGGGAGAAGAUAGAGGAUUUUGAAUUUAUUAGGCCUGUCUAUGAGACGGUUUCUUCUUUUAACCCAAAGGACUUUGAGUCUAUUCUUCUCUCUCCGGAAAAUAAGCCGCUGGAAACAGCCCUAUUAAGACGUGCUAAAGAACUUUUUACCAAUAAUGACCCAAGGACUAUUGCUAAGCAUAUCCUCAGCAUGGAUUGCAAGGUUGCUAGGAUACUGGAUGUCUCACCGGACAUGGAGAGGAUGAUGGGAGUGAGCUCAGGCCUUGAACUAAUAAUUCUUCCCUAUGGACAUCAACUGCGCCUAGACUUAAUUGAAAGGCACACCACUAUGGCGAUUGGCAUUGCAGUGGAUAUUUUGGGAUGCACAGGGAAUUUGGAGGAGCGUGUUGCAACGUUAAACAAGAUUAUUCAGCUUGCAAUAGAACUGAAGUAUUUGGGAGACUUCUACGCAUUUUCUGCCAUUAUGAAAGCACUUGAUAUGCAGCAGAUUACAAGACUGGAACACACGUGGACUAUUUUACGGCAUCAGUACACACAGACUGCGAUCAUUUAUGAAAAACAGCUUAAACCCUUUAGCAAAAUAUUGCAUGAAGGGGGAGGUGCUAUGAUCGCCAUGCAAGAAAACCUGACGGUACCACUGGUGAUGCCUUUGAUUGUAUUACUGGAACGUCAGUCUGUCGUCAUUGAAGGGAUGGACUUAUGGGAAAACAAUGAUAGAGGCUGCGAAAUUAUGUUUAACCAUCUGGAAACGGCUCGAAUUGUUGCUCAAAAUGCAGUUUUUUAUCAACAGAAUGCUGAAAGGUUAUUGGAAGGGUUUAAACCGGAUAAUGAAAUGAGUGAAGUCUUCAAAACGGAAUUUCAGAUGAGGCUUCUAUGGGGCAGUAAAGGCGCACAAGUCAAUCAGACUGAGAGAUACCAGAAAUUUAGCCAGAUCCUGACUGCUUUGUCCAGGAAGCUUGAACCCCCCUCCUAAUAAACAAAGGAUCCACAUGGUCUGACCUCCUAUCCCAUCUUGUUAAAAUGAAUUACAGCUUUGAUUUGUAGUAUUUAAUAGACUCUUAUUGUGAUUCUACAAGACGAAGGAAUAUAUGGAUUCAGCUUUCUGGUGUUGUAUGUUUUUGUAAAUCUCUGUAUAAUUAUUUUUUAAACUUUAGUGUAUAACUAUUUAUUUACAAAAUGCUUUUUAUCCCAAUGAUCUCACAAAACUGUAGGUAUUUAAAUUGUAACAUGGCCAGGAUUAACCCCUUAAGGACCAAACUUCUGGAAUAAAAGGGAAUCAUGACAUGUCAUGUGUCCAUAAGGGGUUAAAGACACGACGGAAAUAUUCCCUUUUAUUCCAGAAGUUGUCAUUAAGGGGUUAAACAAGUACUAUUACACGAUUGCAGACUACUGAAUAUGAACAGUGAGCCUUGUUUAGUGAAACUGUAAACAAAUUGUAAUAGUGUACAAUGCUCCUGUUUUGGACUGACAUUGAAAAUAAAUUAAAUGUCAAACAAUGUUAA
Messenger RNA from Pelobates fuscus (common spadefoot toad), 3205 nucleotides. It is a transcript of the gene BCAR3, whose product is annotated as BCAR3 adaptor protein, NSP family member. The coding region runs from base 238 to 2676 and encodes 812 amino acids. Gene Ontology annotation, molecular function: phosphotyrosine residue binding; guanyl-nucleotide exchange factor activity. NCBI's taxonomy places the organism in Eukaryota, Metazoa, Chordata, Amphibia, Anura, Pelobatidae. The transcript has 12 exons. The record is from RefSeq and is a predicted model, not a curated record. Gene Ontology annotation, biological process: positive regulation of peptidyl-serine phosphorylation; small GTPase-mediated signal transduction.